GGGUUGGCGAGUGCAUCGGCACAGUUUCUGACGGAAACCAGAAAAAAUACUAAGCGUGACUAAAACUAUUUCAGUGUAUAAAUGUUAAAAACUUUAAUAACAUUUUUAUUUGAAACUACCAGAACGAAAUUUUUGGUAAAUUAUGAAGCCCUGACAACUCUGUAGUCGAUAGUCAAGAGAGCUCGCGCCAUAAGCCUAUCGUUCUCAGCUGUUUGGAAGCAAAACAAAGAGGAAGGACUACCAAUUGGAAAUGUUUCUGUUCAUCAGCCGUCCCACGCGGACGCUGGGCAACCGGAUGCAGGCGGUUCGCGAGCGCUUGGGUCCGGACUUAUCCGAUCAACUGGACGCUCUACAUCGUAAUGUGAUGCGGACUGGACUGGUGUCCACACAGGAGCUGGAGGAGGCGUUCCGCAAGACGCGCGACAUGGACCACAACCCGAACCGGUUGAAUUUGCUCUGGCUGUUGGGCAUUGUGUUCUUCAUCAUGGUGGCCACCCCGGUCUUUUAUGAGACCAUCUCGUUCCUGCUCGGAGUGCGUUGCUUUCUGCCCAACAACUACUUGGUAUGGGAGGCCACUAGGCCCAUUAGUGACUGCGAGUUUUGUAAGGGGGUGAGAGCUCCCCUGAUCUUGGCCAAUCUCACAAUGGAGGAGUUCGCACCGCACGCGUACUCCUCGAUGCCCAUCAUUGUGAAGAGGGCGGUUGCUCACUGGCCAGCACAAAAGAACCUCAACUUUGCCUUCAUAAAAGAACUGUACGAACGCGUCCCGGGAGCCAUGGACUCAGAUUGCCAGUUUAUGCACUUCAACUCGGAUCUCAAGUCGCUGAAGCAUGUGUUUUCCAUGUCCGCGGAGCGUUCAAAUCUUACUCAGGGAGUGCCCUGGUUCGUUGGCUGGAGUGUCUGCCAGCCGGCUGUCCUGGCGGAGCUCAGAAAGCUGUAUCCCCGCCCACAUUUCCUGCCCUUCGAUGCUGAAAUGCCUCACACGGAUUUCAUUUUAAUGGGCUACGAACAAGGGGCUGUGAUGCAUCUCGAUUACAUUCCCCGCCUGAUGUGGCAAGCCCAGUUAAGUGGAAACAAGAGCUGGUUUCUGGCACCUGCUCCUGAAUGUGACCACCAGUGCCAGCCCUUCUCCUUCUAUGUGGAGCCCGGAGAUGCUGUGUUGGUGGACACACGCAUCUGGUACCAUGCCAAUUCAAUUCCCAAGGGUCAGUUUUCGCUCACCGUUCAGUCAGAGUAUGGAUGAGAUGCACCUUGUUCUGAGACUCAUAAUUCAAACAGCAAUGUUAGCCCAAUCUUUCGUAAGGUAUAAACUGACUAUUAAGAUCUCGAUAAAACCGCUAAAGACUUAAAAUACAUGUAGUAAACUCUGAAAA
Molecule: messenger RNA, 1373 nt
Organism: Drosophila mauritiana
Lineage: Eukaryota; Metazoa; Arthropoda; Insecta; Diptera; Drosophilidae
Exons: 4
Coding region: 251-1243 (330 amino acids)
Source: RefSeq, a predicted model, not a curated record